AUGACGACUUCGCGCUGGUGGCUAUAUGUCCAGGCGGUCUUCUGGCGUUGUCUGAUGCGCCUGGGCAUGAUCUUCCAUAACAUUCCGCAUCCACGGCCUCCGAGUCCAUCGUUCUCGCGCUCCUUCCCGUCCGGCUCGUCGAAAGUGGUUUUACAAUUCUACUGUCCACCGGGUUACUCUCAGACCCGUAAGGAGGGCCGUCGGCUGCCGGUGGUCGUCAACUUUCACGGAGGCGGAUUUACGCUCGGAGGUCCGUCAGACGACUCCAGAUGGGCGCAGGCCGUCUUAUCCGAGGUUGGCGCUGUCGUCGUUAGCGUGGGCUAUCGCCGGGCGCCCGAGCAUCCGUUUCCCGCCGCGGUCGACGACGGAGUUCUAGCCCUGCAGUAUCUGGCCAGUCACGCGGUGGAGUUAGGCCUGGAUAUCUCUCGUAUUGCCCUCAGCGGAUUCUCCGCCGGAGGCAAUCUGGCUGUAACCGUGCCUCUGCGUUUUCGGGAUAUGCUGAUUCAAGCGGAACACGAGGGCUGGCUGAGCCGCGCUGACUCUACUGUCCAGCUGGUGUCUCCGACUGCGAGUGACUUGCAUAUUGUUGCGCUCUUCUGCUGGUACCCAAUCCUCGACUUUGAGGAGCCCCGUGAGCAUCGUCGUGCAAUGAGCAUCGAACCCAACAAGACACUUCCGUCUUUCUUCACAAACCUCUUUGACGAAUCCUACCUCCCAGAUCUUGAGCAGCGAAAGUCGCCGUAUGCGUCGCCUGUGCAUGCCACAGACGACGCGCUGCGCGAUUCUUUGCCCCACGAUAUCUUCUUCUUCAUCUGCGAAUGGGAUAUGCUGCUAAACGAAGGCCAGUUGUUUUGCCGUCGACUGCAGGAUAUCAACAAGCACGUGCGGGCAAUGAUGGUCGAGAAGGCGCGGCAUGCUUGGGACAAGUCGCCCAAUCCCUUCCGCAAUACCACGGAAGUGAACAUUCUCUAUAAAGACGCUUGUGCUGACAUGAAAGCAAUUUUUGAGAAGUAA
This is a messenger RNA of Aspergillus nidulans FGSC A4, 1014 nucleotides long. RefSeq names its product alpha/beta hydrolase. The transcript has a single exon. The record is from RefSeq and is a predicted model, not a curated record. The coding region runs from base 1 to 1014 and encodes 337 amino acids. Lineage: Eukaryota; Fungi; Ascomycota; Eurotiomycetes; Eurotiales; Aspergillaceae. Gene Ontology annotation, molecular function: hydrolase activity.